AUGGAGGAAUAUGAUAAUAUACCUAAAGAUGAUCAGGAGAACUUAAAAGAGUUGCUUCGAGAACAAGACUACUUCGAACAGUACUGCUCAAAAGCCCUGCUUUUCAUGGAAGAGAAAAUGACAGAAGCUGCUAGAAAUUUAUACAGAAAAUUAGACAAGCCUCAAAUUAAGUUUGAGGUAUCUUCUGAACUGGAGUUCAGACCAAUAUCAAUAACAACAUCUGGAGACAUAUAUUUUGGGCAGUGGAACCUAGAAGAUAACUCUCAUGAAGGAAUUGGAAUUGGUAUCAACCCUCGAGGCCAAGUUUAUCAGGGAAGUUUUAGAAAUAAUAGAUUUCACGGAUCUGGUCUUAUCAUUUACAAAAGUGGCUUAAGAUAUUAUAAAGGUGACAUCAAAGACCACAAGCGAAAUGGAAAUGGACUUUAUGUGGCGUCAACAGGCUAUAGAUAUGAUGGACAGUGGGAAAAUGAAAAAGCAAGCGGCUAUGGAGUUGAAACUUUCCCAUCUGGAGCCAAGUAUGAAGGCUAUUUUGUAAAUGACAGCAGAUGAGGCUUUGGAAAAUAUGUCUAUCCCGAUAAAGAAUGCUAUGAAGGAGAGUGGAAAAGCCACAGGCCAAAUGGAUACGGACAUUAUAUCAAAGCAAAUGGCAGUCAACACUUUGGUAAUUUCAAAGAUAGAAAGACUCUUGGAUUUGGAAGUGAAGUUAAACCUGAUGGAAGAAUGCUUCAAGGUGAGUGGGAUGAAGUAGGAAUCAAAGCUGGGAUAUUCACAGAUACAAAGGGAAGAGAGUAUCAAAUUAAAAGCGAAAAAGAUCCAGUUAUUAAGAAGUUUCAUUAGAUUUCAAUCAGA
Molecule: messenger RNA, 849 nt
Organism: Moneuplotes crassus
Lineage: Eukaryota; Ciliophora; Spirotrichea; Euplotida; Euplotidae
Source: the annotation of a GenBank genome assembly